Messenger RNA from Parasteatoda tepidariorum (common house spider), 1793 nucleotides. RefSeq lists its product as uncharacterized. The record is from RefSeq and is a predicted model, not a curated record. NCBI's taxonomy places the organism in Eukaryota, Metazoa, Arthropoda, Arachnida, Araneae, Theridiidae.
UCCACGCUAUAACGGAAAUCCCAUCCUGACCUACAUUUCGAUACAAACAUUUUGGCAACAUUAUGUCCAUAGCAUCCGUAAUCGUCGCGUAUUUUGUUUUGUUUUCUUUUUUCUGUUGCGAAAUUCGAAAGAUGAUCCGUUUAUUUACCAUUAAGGACACAUUUUUGUCUACUUUUGUCUGUUAAAAAAAUUAUUCUGAAAUUUUUCUGCCAAUUAAUUAGUUACAAUACAUUAAUUACUUAUACUUAUUGCUGACUAAUGCGCAAUAAAAAGUAUAUUUUGAAUUUGGCCCGAGGAUGACACUCGUAACUCAGUGACCGUAUAUUUGAAUCAUCAAUACUAUGAAUCUCAAAGCUUGAUGCAUAUUUGUCGUUACCUGGUGCAUCUGCGGUAAUGGAGGCAAGAAGUAGACGAAAUUUAGAAGAUGAAAAUGACAGUGUUGUGAUUUGUAGUAGUGCAUCGUAUUGUUAUUUUACUCUUUCAAUACUAUUAUUUUCAGUUGGAACUGUCAUUACCAUAUUAGCGCUUGAUGAACACGAGGGAGUAUUUUCAAAUUUAACUCAUAUGUGGCUCGUUGGACCACUUUUUAUCAGCUCUGGUCUUAUGGUGGCUGUCAAAACUAUUAUGUAUUUGAGAAAAGAAACUAUGAUUAUGUUCAUUACAAGACAGAGAACUUUACUCAGAGAGUUUCAUUAUCCAACAUUAGAAGCUUCAUGUAGCAGGAGCUGUAAUAAUCUUACAAGACCUCCAUCAUAUGAUACUAUCAUAGGCAGUGCCCAGCAAACUUCGCAAUUAAUUUUAGACCAUGAUAUUAACAUGAAUAUUGAUAGUGAUGGAUCAAGUAUUGAAAACCCACCUCCAAGUUAUGAAGAAGCUGUGCUUCUUAUCAAUCAAAACUUCACUGUCUUAACUGAACAAAAUUAGAAUCUCGUUUUGUUGUUACUAAAAUUUUUGUUGUUGUUUGGAUAUAUAUUCUAGAAUGCAUUAUUUAUAGUAUUUUUUUGCUUUUGUUAUUUAAAAUGAAAUUUUUAUUUUAUACACAUACACAGAAUUUUUAUUUUAUACACUGAACUUGCUUAUUAGGGAAAUUGUUAGAUAGAACGAAAAUAUAUGGAUUACAUGUUUAAUUGUUUUUAAUUUGGUAUCAAAAUUGCAAAUUCAAAACGCAUUUGAAGUGAUGAAUUGUUAAAGGUUUCAGAACAUCUUUGGACACAUUGAGAUUUCUUUGUAAAAAUCUUAUUUUAGCAUUAUUUGACUGCAUAGUAUGUAUUUAUUUUGUCAACAUUCUAUAAAUUUAAUAGAUCUCAGUGGGUGAAGGUACUAAGUAACAAUCUUUAUGUUUUCGAAGUGUAAAAAAGUUCCAUGUAUAUUUGAAAAUGAAUUAGUUUGAUGAGAAACCCUGGAAAACCCUUUGGCAGCUAGUUAUUUAAAUACCAAGAGUAAACGCUAUACAGCUAACAGUUUAAAUGAGUGUUAGAGAUUUGUGAAUUUUUGCCAAUUUAAAGCUUAUGGACAAGAGAUAAAGGCAAAGCAUAAUUUUUAUUUUCCUUUUACCAGUGUAUAAACUUCAAAGCUAUUUCUAACUCAGAUAAAAUAAAAAGCUUUCUGCAAACAAAAUCUUAGUUAAAAAACUUUCUGCAAGCAAUUGAUGAACUCUUGUAACUAGUUUUAUUCCCUUUGUCAUCACCUCAUUUUGAUGAAAUUUGUUUUAUAAUCAAAUUUUUUUUUUUGAAAAAAUCUUUUAAUUUUUAUAAAACUUUAUAUUGAUUCAUACCGCAUUGAUGAUUUUGAUA